Molecule: messenger RNA, 1625 nt
Organism: Agrilus planipennis (emerald ash borer)
Lineage: Eukaryota; Metazoa; Arthropoda; Insecta; Coleoptera; Buprestidae
Product: polyubiquitin-C
Exons: 2
Coding region: 133-1530 (465 amino acids)
Biological process (GO): protein ubiquitination; modification-dependent protein catabolic process
Cellular component (GO): cytoplasm; nucleus
Molecular function (GO): ubiquitin protein ligase binding; protein tag activity
Source: RefSeq, a predicted model, not a curated record
AAAGAAGGUAUUCCUCCAGACCAACAACGUUUGAUUUUUGCCGGUAAACAAUUGGAAGAUGGUAGAACAUUGUCUGAUUACAACAUUCAGAAAGAGUCCACCCUCCAUUUGGUUUUACGACUUCGUGGAGGCAUGCAAAUUUUUGUUAAAACGUUAACUGGAAAAACCAUCACACUGGAAGUAGAACCAUCAGACACAAUUGAAAACGUGAAGGCUAAGAUCCAGGACAAAGAAGGUAUUCCUCCAGACCAGCAACGUUUGAUUUUUGCCGGUAAACAAUUGGAAGAUGGUAGAACUUUGUCUGAUUACAACAUUCAGAAAGAGAGUACCCUCCAUUUGGUUUUACGUCUUAGAGGUGGAAUGCAGAUUUUUGUUAAGACACUAACUGGAAAAACCAUCACACUGGAAGUAGAACCGUCAGACACAAUUGAAAAUGUGAAGGCCAAGAUCCAGGACAAAGAAGGUAUUCCUCCAGACCAACAACGUUUGAUUUUUGCUGGUAAGCAAUUGGAAGAUGGUAGAACAUUGUCUGAUUACAACAUCCAGAAAGAAAGUACCCUCCAUUUGGUUUUACGUCUUAGAGGUGGAAUGCAGAUUUUUGUUAAGACACUAACUGGUAAAACAAUCACCCUUGAGGUAGAACCGUCUGACACAAUAGAGAACGUAAAGGCUAAAAUUCAAGAUAAAGAGGGUAUUCCACCAGACCAACAAAGAUUAAUUUUUGCUGGCAAGCAGCUUGAAGAUGGUAGGACAUUGUCUGAUUACAACAUCCAGAAAGAAUCCACCCUUCAUUUAGUUUUGCGUCUUAGAGGAGGUAUGCAAAUUUUCGUGAAGACCCUCACUGGUAAAACGAUCACUUUAGAAGUUGAACCAUCAGAUACAAUUGAGAAUGUUAAAGCAAAAAUUCAAGACAAAGAAGGCAUUCCACCAGAUCAGCAGAGGUUAAUCUUUGCAGGAAAACAACUGGAAGAUGGUCGUACCCUCUCCGAUUAUAAUAUUCAAAAAGAAUCCACUCUCCAUUUGGUACUCAGAUUGAGAGGAGGAAUGCAGAUCUUUGUAAAGACUCUUACUGGAAAGACCAUCACUCUAGAAGUUGAGCCAUCUGAUACAAUUGAAAACGUUAAAGCUAAAAUUCAAGACAAGGAAGGUAUUCCUCCAGACCAACAACGUCUAAUUUUUGCUGGGAAGCAGUUAGAAGAUGGUCGCACCCUUUCUGACUACAAUAUUCAAAAAGAAUCGACUCUGCAUUUAGUUUUGCGUCUCAGAGGUGGUAUGCAAAUCUUCGUCAAAACAUUAACUGGUAAAACUAUAACCCUUGAAGUAGAGCCAUCUGAUACAAUAGAAAACGUCAAAGCCAAAAUUCAAGACAAGGAAGGUAUCCCACCAGAUCAACAACGUCUUAUUUUUGCCGGGAAACAGUUGGAAGAUGGACGAACCCUUUCAGAUUAUAAUAUUCAGAAGGAAUCUACAUUACAUUUGGUAUUGAGGCUUCGAGGUGGUAUGCAAAUUUAUGUUGAAACAAAAAUUUAAGACAAAGAGGGCAUUUCUAAUUAAUUUCGAUAUUUUCUAUAUUUAAGGUUUUUGUACCUUUUAAAGAAUACUGAAAUAAAAGUUCUUCAAAUUUA